AUGUUCUUUUUAUUUAUUCUUAUCGUUUUACCAUUAUUAUCAUAUUCAUCGUUAUCUGAUGAAUGGCAUUCAAAAUCUCAAUGUACUCAAAAAGAAUUUGCUAAUCAUAUGGAUAUUAAUUGUAAUUCUAAUGAAUUUAUUCUAAUUGGUUGGUCACAUUAUGGUACAAAAAAACCUACGGGAAUACGCUCAUUAAUAAAAUCCGAACAACAACAACGGUGUGAACCGUCUGAAAGUGAUUGUAUUAUGGAUUAUACACAUAAAAUAGCUGAACUUUGUAAUGGUGUAUCAAAAUGUGAAGUUAUUCUCACACAACAAUUUAUUCAUAAAUGUUCCGAUGAAGCUACUUAUUUAUUUAUAUCUUAUCAAUGUAUUAAUAAUUCAACUAUUGUUGAUGUAUGCUCAAAACAUAGUAUGAUAUCAUCAAAUGGUCUUAAUCUUAUUAGUCCAUUAUUUCCUAAUGAAUAUCCAAAUAAUGUUAAUUGUACAUGUAGAAUUGAACCAGUAGAAUUAUAUAAACAAUCAUUACCAAUCCAUAUUGAUGUUGAGAGUCUUUCGUUUAAUUUACAAGAUAAUGAUUAUUUAUCAUCAUCGAAAUCAUUAUCUUUAUCAGGCACAAUUCCAUUUGGUGCUUCUCUAUUCAAUGAAAAAAAUUCACUUCGUCUUACAUUUACAACUGAUGAAACAUUAAGUCAAUCAGGAUUUUGGAUUCGUUUACAUGGUUAUCAUCAAUGUAAUAAUGAUGAAUAUACACUUGGUUCGAAAUGUAUAAAAAUCUUUCAACAAAAACAAACAUGGAAUAAUGCACAAGAAAAAUGUUUAUCAAUUGGUUCACAUUUAAUACAUUUAAAUGAUAUUGUUCAAGAAAAAAAAUUAACAUAUUUUCUUUUAACAAAUUAUGAACAACAACAACAAACAUCAUUUUGGAUAUCUGAUGAAAAACAAAAUUAUAAUAUUCAUUCAUGGUGGCCAUGGCGAUUAUCAUUAAAUGAAGGCAAAUGUGUUUUACGUAUACAAGAUGGUUGGAUUAAAAUACCUUGUGAUGAACAACAUGCAUUUAUAUGUGAACGAGAUAUUAAUCGACAAUCUAUACCACUUACUGUUCGUUGUGGUAAUGCUCAAGCACCAUUAUCUUCUACUAUCAUUACAACAACAACACCGCCACCACCAACAACAACAAUUAUCACUAGUACACGACGUCCAACUGUUUCGUUUAUUCAACCUCCUAUUGUACAUGAAGAAAUUCCAUCACCAAUUUAUAAACCACAUGAUUUUGUUCCAUCAAUUACACCAGAACAAAAUGAAACAAAAACAAAUUCAAUUGAUCCAAAUAUUCUUGCAGCUAUAUUAGGUGGUAUAGCAUUAGCUAUUUUUUCUAUAAAUAUUAUUGUUUGUUAUAUAUGUAAAAGACGUACACAAAAAUCAUUAAAAUGUAAAACACCAAUUGAAUCUCAAUCAUCAUUUACACAUGAAGAAUUACAACGUAGUCUUAUGCAACAUUUAUAUCAUGAACAAACAAAUACAAUAUCAUCAACAUCAACAUCAUCAUCAACUUCUAAACAUUCACAAUCAAAAUCAAAUGAUACAUCAACAACAACAACAGCUGCAGUAGCAGCAGCUAAUGUUAAUCUUCUUCAGUUAUGUUCUCCAUCACAUCCAACAAAUUCAUCACAAUCAUUUAUAACACGUUCAAAUGCUCCUGCUACAGCAUUAUGUUUUCGUAAUCCACAUGCUGCUAUACAUAGUAAUAGUGAUCCAGUUGAUUAUCAUUUUUAUGAAACAAUACCAUCAGAAAGUACAAAUUAUAAUAUAUGUACUGCACAUAGCGCUUUUAAGCCUGUUAUUCAAUCAAAUUCACAUACAAUACGUCCAUUUCUUCCACGAACAAAUAUUUUUUAUCAUGCACCGGGCUCUACAAAACAGUCUUAUGAAACAACAUCAUCAACUUCAGCCGUUUUAAUGCCUGUAUGUUGCCAUCAUCAUCAUUUAUCACAGUGUUCAACAGGAACAUUAAGACAACAUAUAUCUCCACGUUUAAUUCCACCGCCACCACCACCAAUCACUGCAGAUGAACAGACUUAUAUGGGUUCAGAAAGUAUCGUAUAA
Rotaria sordida is the source of this 2106-nucleotide messenger RNA. The record is from the annotation of a GenBank genome assembly. NCBI's taxonomy places the organism in Eukaryota, Metazoa, Rotifera, Eurotatoria, Philodinida, Philodinidae.